AUGGCCAUUUCCACCAUCCCUCUCCCGGUCGUCUGGCCUUCGACCAGCUCCUCGACCAGCAGCUCCUCCUCGCUCCUCACACCCACAUCAACAACACCAACCAGACACCGCCCUCACCACCACCAACCCACCUACAUCCGCACCGGCAUCGGCGGCGCUGGAAACUGGCACAAGGCCUCCUCCAUCCCCCCACCACCGCCGCCACCACCCCAGUCUCCAGCAGCAUCCGCCCACCAACACUAUCACCACGACACCUCCGACAACCCCGCCUCACCGCUCCUCCUCCACCCCCACCCAUCACCACUCUACCCACCGCCUCCUCACCACCACCACCACCUCCCUCCCCUCCGCCGCACCCAACCAGCACCAUCCACCACCACCACAACAACCCCACCCCAAUACUUUAAAUCCGGCAUCGGCGGCGCCGGCAACACGCACCCGCUCCCGCACCCGCUCGCCGCCCGCUCCCACCCUGGCCACCCCGGCCACGCCACCGCCGAGGAGUCAGCGCUGCUGUGCCGCCGCGCCGUCAUCGAAAAGAGGCGGCGCCAGCAGCAGACCGCCACGUGCUACCACCACGUCGGCAUCGGCGGGGCGGGCAACUUCCGCCGCGUGGUGGUGGUGGGGGGUCCGUCGGCUGGAGGUGAUGGUGGAGAUGGUGAUGGUGAUGGUGAUGGUGGUGAUGAUGUUCUGCCGCGCUCGUCGCUGCCGAUGGCUACUACUGCUGGUGGGAGUAAGAAGAGGUUGAGGGCGCAGAGGAGUGUGGGGGCUUUGUUGGGGGGGAGGGGGGGCAAGAGGGGUGCGGCGGCGGAUUUGAGGGUGGAGGGGGCCGCGGCGGGGGAGGGGGAGGCGGAGGCGGAGGGGGAGGUGGAGGUGGAGGCGGAAGGGGGAGUGGCGCUGCCGAGGGCGAUGGUGGAAGUGGGUGGUGGUGGUGGUGGUGGUAGGGGGAAUGGAGGAGGGGCAGUGAAGAGGGUGAGUUGGGGGGAGUGCAGCGUGGAUGAGUUCGAAGUCGACGGGUACGAGGGCGAUGGGGAGGUGGAGGAGGGGAAGGGGGAGUGCGUGUAUUACAGCAACGAACCGUUGCCGUACGGGGCGUUGGACGUUCUGCGGAGGAGGUUGGAGAGGGCUUUUGCGAGCCGCAGCGGGGGCGGUGGAAGUGAAGUGUUGGCGAGUCCGAGGGACAAGCGGCAUGGGGCGGUGCUGGUGGGGAGUGAGGGUGAGAGGAGGGUGUUGAGGAGCCAUCGGAGCAUGUGGCGCUUCUGA
Messenger RNA from Diplodia corticola, 1263 nucleotides. RefSeq lists its product as uncharacterized. The record is from RefSeq and is a predicted model, not a curated record. Bases 1 to 1263 code for a protein of 420 amino acids. NCBI's taxonomy places the organism in Eukaryota, Fungi, Ascomycota, Dothideomycetes, Botryosphaeriales, Botryosphaeriaceae. The transcript has a single exon.